AUGUGUUCUUCAUUCUCCUCCCCUUCCCGCUGUGAUAUUUGGGCUCUUCUCCUACUCGUCUGCCUUUUCGUCAUCUGCUCCGUCGAGGCCAUGCCAUACGCCGAGGAGCCGCUUUUCGUUGAAUCACUUGCGGAGGUCAACGCGGAGCCCCUGUUCGGCGAGAUGAAGCGCACGCGCAGCCACCUGGACAGCGUCCUCAAGAAGCCCGUCUUCAAUUUGGCCCAAUUCUGGAGGGGACAACGGCAA
Mesorhabditis spiculigera is the source of this 246-nucleotide messenger RNA. The record is from the annotation of a GenBank genome assembly. NCBI's taxonomy places the organism in Eukaryota, Metazoa, Nematoda, Chromadorea, Rhabditida, Rhabditidae.